Messenger RNA from Salvelinus namaycush (lake trout), 1836 nucleotides. RefSeq lists its product as uncharacterized. Lineage: Eukaryota; Metazoa; Chordata; Actinopteri; Salmoniformes; Salmonidae. The transcript has 36 exons. The record is from RefSeq and is a predicted model, not a curated record. Bases 1 to 1836 code for a protein of 611 amino acids.
AUGUGGUCACGAAAUCUUUUAAUUGCUUCUGUAGUUGUCUUUUUGGCAACAACAAUUUCAACUGCUCCUGUGGAAGAGAAAGAGCCGGAGGAGAUAGAGGUAGAGGACGGUGAAGAGGAACUCUCAGAAGAGGAGGAGGAUGAUGAUGACUCCAAGAGUCAGGAAAAGAAUAUGGGAAUUGGAGCACAGCAAGCUACCACAGUAUCUAAAGGCCUGGGUGUAAGCGCUCAGCCUGGCACCUCGUUCCAGGGCGAAGCUGCGAAUGGACAUAAACUCAAUGGGGAUAGUGCCAUGCAAGCUGGGCCUGACCGUGAGUCAGGUAAUGGUGGUGGUGGAGGAGGAGGGGGUGGUGGAGGAGGAGGAGGAGGAGGAGAUUCACAUACUUCACCCUCUGACCCCAGCUCCCAUGAUGCUUCUUUGCCAGGACAUGCAGGUUCCUCUUUAGAUACCAGUAUUGCAGGUCCCAGUUUGGAUCCGAGUCAAACAGGUGCAGGGGGUCAUGGCAGUUCAGUGUCACACGUGCAAGCCCCAGGAACAGGGGUUGUCCACCCAGGAACAGGGGUUGUCCACUCAGAUACAAUCUCUCACGGCUCAAUGGGACAAGCAGGAGGGAGCUCCACUCUCAUCAUUAUCCAUGAGGCUCAUCCACAGCCUGCAGGUGGCAGCAUUCAUACAUUUGAUGCUGCUGGCUAUCAGACUGAGGCUCCAACAAGUGAGACUGAAAUAGAGUCGCCUGAGUAUGACACACCUGAGUCACCUGAGUUUAAUGGUAAUGGUCACAAGCUGCUGAUUGGAGGAGCAGUAGAAAAUGGACAUGCAGCUACACCUGUAGUCACUGACCUCUUCAUCGAGGACACAACUCACAUGGAUCCCACAGGUGCUAUGGAUCCACUUGGUGCAAGUUCUCACCUGGACAAUACAGGUAUUAUCGACCAAUCCAGCCAUGACUUCCUCAUUGGUUUAAUGGGUGGUGUGGGGGAUCCGUAUGCUUCUGACAUCCAUAUCGACAUCUCAGAUCACACUGGAAUGACUUCUCAAUUAGACUUAAUAGCUGUGGGUUCAGGUCCAGGACCGGCAUUGUCGUCCAGUAGCAGCCCGGGUCCAGACGUUCCACCAGGUCUUGGAGAUCACAUAGGUCUAAUAAGUGAUUUUACAGGACUUACUGACUACUCAGGGCCUGACCAUCCAUAUCUGAGCUCAGGUUUCGAUGGAUCUCACCACUCAGCAGGUGAUCAUGCUGGUCUAUCCGAUACUACAGACCACCCAGUAGCAGUGAUGUCACAUACUGAUUAUUCAUCAUCGCACAUUGACCACCCAGGGAAUGGUCGUCAAAGCCAGGUUACAGACACACAUGGAGGUGAUCAUGCGGUCAAUGAUGUGCAUCAUGAUGUAACAGAUCCAUCUGGGCAGCAUAUUGUGUCUACAGACGUAGGCCUACUAGAUGCUGGUGAGCACGGCGUCGUCUCUCACCACGACGACAUGGGAACUGUUACAGACGGGGUCGCUGUUCAGCAUCAUGAUGACGUUCACACCGUCAGCCCUCAAACAGACACCACAGCCCUUGGGGUGAACGUGUACAGCGCCAGUGCACCAGGGACGCCCGAUUCUGUGCUUGGAUUUGGACAUGACACUACAGUUGUUGCAGAAGCACACAGUGUCUUCAUUCAGACCGAUUCCCCAGUCACAGCUGAUGCACAAGGAUCCACUCUACAGGCUUCCAGUCAUCCUGGUGUAACAGAACAGACACAGCCUGCUGUUUCCGCAGCUGAACAGUACAACCCAUCUGGUCAGGGUCCUGAAGGUGCAGAAAAUGUGGAACUGGAGGAUACCUGCUGA